Colius striatus (speckled mousebird) is the source of this 9006-nucleotide messenger RNA. It is a transcript of the gene ANKRD11, whose product is annotated as ankyrin repeat domain containing 11. Lineage: Eukaryota; Metazoa; Chordata; Aves; Coliiformes; Coliidae. Gene Ontology annotation, cellular component: nucleus. The transcript has 13 exons. Gene Ontology annotation, biological process: anatomical structure morphogenesis. Bases 364 to 8505 code for a protein of 2713 amino acids. The record is from RefSeq and is a predicted model, not a curated record. Gene Ontology annotation, molecular function: protein binding.
AGCUCUGGGAGCCGAGGCCGAGGCCGAGCGCGGCGGGGCCAUGGAGCGCGCGGCCGGGAGCCGCCGCCGCCACUGCCCGCGCCCCCUCCGCUAGUCCCGCGCCGCCGCCGCAGCACGCCCGCAGCCCUCCCUCCCCCGCCGCCUCCUCUAUGCGGCGGGGCUGGCGGAGCGUCAGGCCUCGCUCCCCCGCGAGCCUGCCCUCGGCCCGUUGAGCCCGGAGCGCCGGUUACACAGCGUUUUUGGGACACACCUCUGUUGGAUUUUAAUCUAUGUCCUGCUAAGAACAGCUUUCAGCUAUGGAAUCGACUGUUGAUGAUGAGGCGAUGGCAGCAUAAAUGAAGAUCAAGUAAGGAAGGCAGAACGAUGCCCAAGGGUGGGUGUUCUAAAACACCACAGCCAGAAGAUUUCUCUCUCAGCAACGACAUGGUGGAGAAACAAACGGGGAAAAAGGAUAAAGAUAAAGUUUCUCUAACCAAGACUCCGAAGUUGGACCGGAGCGAUGGCGGCAAAGAGGUGAAAGAGCGAGCGACCAAGCGGAAGCUGCCUUUCACUGUCGGAACAAAUGGAGAUCAAAAAGACUCGGAUACAGAAAAGCAGGGUCCCGAGCGGAAGAGGAUUAAAAAGGAGCCCGCCACCAGGAAGCCCGGUUUGCUCUUCGGGAUGGGCCUGUCGGGGAUCCGCGCCGGCUACCCGCUGUCCGAGCGCCAGCAGGUCGCUCUCCUCAUGCAGAUGACAGCAGAAGAGUCUGCAAACAGCCCAGUUGACACAACACCAAAGCAUCCCUCUCAGUCUACAGUUUGUCAGAAGGGAACUCCUAACUCUGCCUCCAAAACCAAAGAUAAAGUAAAUAAGAGAAACGAGCGAGGAGAGACUCGGCUGCAUCGAGCUGCCAUCCGAGGAGAUGCCCGGCGCAUCAAGGAGCUCAUCAUCGAGGGUGCAGACGUCAAUGUGAAAGACUUUGCAGGCUGGACGGCGCUGCACGAGGCAUGCAACCGGGGUUACUACGACGUGGCAAAGCAGCUGCUGGCUGCGGGCGCCGAGGUCAACACGAAGGGCUUGGACGACGACACCCCCCUGCACGACGCAGCCAACAACGGCCACUUCAAGGUGGUGAAGUUGUUGUUACAUUAUGGAGGGAAUCCUCAUCAAAGCAACAGGAAGGGCGAGACGCCUCUGAAAGUAGCUAAUUCUCCCACCAUGGUGAAUCUGCUCCUGGGGAAGACCACGUACCCCUCCAGCGAAGAGAGCUCAACAGAGACCUCAGAAGAGGAGGACGCCCCUUCCUUCGCUCCCUCCAGCUCCGUUGAUGGCAAUAACACGGACUCAGAGUUUGAGAAGGGUUUGAAACACAAGCCCAAGGCCCAGGAGCCCCCCAAAACCAUCACCCCAGUGAAGGACGAGUAUGAAUUUGAUGAGGACGACGAGCAGGACCGGGUCCCGCCAGUCGACGACAAACAUUUGCUGAAAAAGGAUUACAGAAAAGAGACUAAAGCAAACAGUUUCAUUUCCAUACCCAAAAUGGAAGUGAAAACUUAUACUAAAAAUAACACAAUUACACCAAAGAAAGCUGCCCACCGCAUCCUGUCGGACAGCUCGGACGAGGAGGAGACCGGCGUUGCUGUGGGCACGGGGGAGAAGCUGCGCCUGUCCAGCCACUCCAUCCUGCCCAGCAGCAAGAUCCGGGAGCCCGCCAGCACCAAGCCCCAGAAAGAGAAAAGCAAAGUAAAAAAGAAGCGGAAGAAGGAGGCGAAAAGCAAAGAGGUUCGGUUUGGCAAAAAAAAUGACAAGUUUUGUUCCUCUGAAUCAGAGAGUGAAAACGUGGAGAGUGAGGAGGAUGAUAGAGACUCUCUUCAGAGCUCUAGCUGUGUAAAGGACUCCAGGCUAGUGCUAAAGGAAUCCUCCUUGUUUAACUCUCUGUCUGCCUCAUCGACCUCUUCUCACGGGAGUUUAGCGUCCCAGAAACAUAACCCCAGUCUCACAGAACAGCACUCCAAGCACUGGAGGACGGACAAUUGGAAAACCAUCUCCUCUCCGGCUUGGUCGGACGUCAGUUCCUUAUCGGACUCCACCAGGACGAGGCUGACGAGCGAGUCAGACUAUUCGUCCGAGGACUCGAGCUUAGAGUCGCUAAAGCCAGUCAGGAAGAAACCAGAGCACAAAAAGAAAAACACCUCACACAACGCUGUUUCUGAGAAAAAGAAUUCAUUCCAUAGCAACGUGGAUGGAGCGAUUCCAAAGCUGGACAAGGAGGGGAAGGUCGUGAAAAAGCAUAAAACGAAACACAAACAUAAAAACAAGGAGAAGGGGCAGUGUCCCGUCAGCCAAGACAUCAAAGUAAUCAAAACGUUUCCCUUUGAGUUUGAGGACUCUAAACAAAAGCCUGAGAAAGGCUUGAUAGUAGAGACAGAAAAUCCAGUCGAAAACAAGUUGAAGGUGUUAAAGCACGAGCGAGAACACGGUAAGAAGGAGGAAAAGCUCCCCAAAGGCAAAGGGGAGGAGAAGGAGUGGUUGUUUAAAGAUGAGACUGGGAAAUCCUCGAAAGAGGAGAAAUCUUUGAGAAAGGUCAAAGAUGGCAGUAAAGACAUGAGCAAAUCCUUCAGAGAAGGAUUGAGCAAAUCAGAAAAAGAGAAACCCGCCAAGGAGAAGUCUCCCAAAGAGGAGAAGCCGAGAAUACACAAGGAGGAGAGGAAGAAGAAGUCAAAGGACAAGCAGUCAAAGUCCGAGAAGAAGAACGAGCUGAAGGAGGAGAAGAUCUCCAAACUGGAGAAGGAGAAAUCCUUCAAGGAGGAGAAAGAGAAAUGCAAAAAGGAAAAACUGUACCGGGACGAGUCUGGGUUUGAUGAGUUCAAUAACAAAACCCAGUUCCCCGAAAGCGAGGACACAAAGUUCAGCCUCUCGGAUGAUCAGCAAGAGAGGUGGUUUUCAGACCUGUCUUCUGACUCGUCCUUCGAUUUCAAAGGUGAAGAUAGCUGGGAUUCUCCAGUGACUGACUUCAGGGAGAUGAAGAACGACACCGUGGCCAAACUGAUCAUAGAACCCGUGAAAGAGGAAGUUAAAGACAAGAAAAAGGAAAAUAAAGCGAAGGAGAAGAAGGAAUACAACGAGAAACGGACCGAAAAGGACACUUUCUUAAAGAAGAAAGAGAGGGACUACGUGGAGAAAAGCUCCGAGAAGAAAAAGGACCAAACGGACAGGCACAAAGUGACUCCUGGUUAUUUGCCUGAAAAGGAUAAGAAAAGGAAGGACUCUGCAGAGAGCGUCAAGGAGAGGAAAGAAAAAGAUACGGGCGAGAGCAACAAAGACAGAAAGGAUUCCUCUGAGGGCUCCAAAGAGCGAAAAGAUGCCAAGACGAAGCAGGAGGAGCCCUACCGAGACGACUUCAAAGAGUACGGCUGCGAAACGUUCUUCAAGGAUAAGCCUGAGCCCGAGUUCAGUGGCAAAAGCCUGGAGAGCUGGGAGAGGCACCACUCCGGGAAGGAGAAGGAGAAGAAGGAUGCUUCCGACAAAGAAAAAAAGGAAAAGGUGAAGCCGGAAAAGUACAAGGAAAAAUCCAAAGAGGGUGACAAGGAGAAGAGCGAAAAGGCUGCUCCUGAGAAAAUGCUGAAGGACAAAGAUCUGGACAAGAGCUUCAAAGAGAAGAAGGAAGCUAAAGAGAAGUACAAAGAGCCGCACGGCAAAGACAAAGAGAGGAAGAGUUCCUUCGACCAGGUGAAAGAGAAGAAAGAGAAAAGCUUCUCCGUGGAUCGAGAGGACUUCUCCGAGAAGAAGGAGGAGAAGAAGGGGAAGGAGAAGAGCUGGUACAGCAUCGCUGACAUCUUCACGGACGAGAGCGAGGACGAGAGGGACGACUACAGCCUGGCCGGGUUCAAAGUGGGCGACUCGGCGGGGAGCGAGAUGCACCGUCUGGACAGUCUGCAGGAGAAGGACGACGGCGCGGCCGCUGAGAAGGAGCCGUACCCCGACAAGCACCGCAAGUACUCCUCCGACCGGCAGCACUCGGGGGAGAAGCAGAAGGAGAAGGAUUCCAAGGAGAAGAAGAAGGACAAGGGAACAUCGGACGGCGGGAAGGAGAAGAAGGACAAGAGCUCCUUUGAAAAACACAAAGAGAAGAAGGAUAAAGACUCCAGCGAGAAGUACAAGGACAGGAAGGACAGGACGUCCAUAGAUUCCACUCAAGAGAAGAAAAACAAGCAAAAGCUCCCGGAAAAGGUCGAAAAGAAACACGCCAGUGACGACAAGGUGAAAAGCAAACAUAAGGAGAAGCCAGAUAAAGAGCAUUCCAAAGAGAAGAAGUCGUCGAAAGGAGGGGAGUCGGAGAAGAGCCUGCUGGAGAAGUUGGAGGAGGAGGCUCUGAACGACUACAGAGACGACUCCAAUGACAAAAUCAGCGAGAUCUCUUCCGACAGCUUCACAGACCGAGGGCAAGAGCCGGGACUCACCAGCCUCUUCGAGUCUUCUAACCUCUCCCUUGCCGACGCCGCCGAAGAGAAGUUUAAGGACUCUCUCCCUUUACCCUGCCUGCAGGACAAACUCAAGGAGAAGGAGAGACACAGACAUUCCUCAUCUUCGUCCAAGAAGAGUCACGAGAAGGAAAAAGCCAAGAAGGAGAAGACAGAGAAAAAGGACAAAACAGAAGAAUUCAAAGACUCCAGCGGCAGAAAGGAUUCCACUCACUAUGAAAAGGAUUUCUCCGUGGAUGGGGAGGCUUUCGGCGCGUCCUUCGUGAAGGCAGAGCCUGACGAGGAGCCGGAGAAGAACAUCGAUUACUUGUUUUCUGAGAAGAAGGAUAAAAACGACUCUGAAAGAGAACUGUCAAAGAAGGCAGAGAAGGAGAAGAGCUACAGCUCCAGCGCCGUCAACACAGCUAAAGAGAAGAAGAAGCGCGAUAAACACAAGGAGAAGUGGAAGGAGGAAAAGGAAAAGCACAGAGACAAACACGCAGACGGUUUCUUCAAACAUCACAAAGACGAGCCAAAGUCAAUGCUUAAAGACAAGGACAGUCCUCAGGUCACCGCCUUUAAGGACAAAUCAAAGGAGGACAACCUCAAGUUCGGCGAGAGCAAGCUGAAGGAGAAGCUCAAGGAGAACCAGGAGAAAGAGAAAUCGGAGUCGAUAAAAAUAAGCAACGGGAAUGAGAAAAUCACCCUUUCCAAAGACAGCGGCAAGAAGGACGCCAGGCCGAGGGAGAAGCUGCUGGGAGAUGGGGACUUGAUGAUGACCAGCUUCGAGAGGAUGCUGAGCCAGAAGGACCUGGAGAUCGAGGAGCGCCACAAAAGGCACAAAGAGAGAAUGAAGCAGAUGGAGAAAAUGAGGCACCGGUCCGGAGAUCCCAAGUUAAAGGACAAGCUUAAAAGCUCGGAGGACGUGCGCAAGAGGAGUCUGGAUCUGGCGGCGAAGAAGCCGUUGGUGCUGGAUACUCAGCUCAAGGACAAGAAGCUGAAAGAGCUGGGCCCGCUGACUCCCAUCCUGUCGCCGGAGAACAAGGCCCAGCCUGCUGUCGGCACGGACUCCAAGGACUGGAUAACGGGUCCCCAGCUGAAGGAGAUCCUGCCGGCCUCCCCCAGGCCGGACCAGAACCGGCCCACAGGGGUCCCGACGCCGGCCUCCGUCGUCUCUUGCCCCAGCUACGAGGAGGUGAUGCAGACGCCCAGGACUCCCUCGUGCAGCAACGAAGACUACACGGACCUGAUGUUCGAGUGCGCGGACUCGCAGCACUCGCUGCCCAUCUCCACCAUGUCCAUGAACGCCUGCUCCCCCUCCUUCUUCGACAGAUACGCCAACGUCUCCGGCGGGCUCCCCGAGAACCCGAGCCAGACCCCCACUCGGACCAUCCCCUCCACCAACCUCUACCGUUCCAUCUCGGUGGAUAUCAGAAGGGCACCCGAAGAGGAAUUCAGCGUCGGAGAGAAGUUUUUCAGGCAGCAAAGCGUCCCGGCCACGUCAAAUUACGACUCCCCCGUGCAGCAUUUAAUGGAGGAGAAGGUUCCCAUUCCUUCUGUUCCCACGGAGAAGUUCCAGUGCUUAUCCCCUGGGUAUUACUCGCCCGAUUACGGGGUCUCGUCGCCCAAGGUGGAAGCUUUGCACUGCGCUCCAGGGGCCGUCAGCGGGGUCACGCAGUCGCCCGAAAGUGUCUUUUCUGGUUUACAAGCCAAAUCCUCCCCGUCGCACAGAGACGAGUUGCUGGCUCCUUCGGUGGAAAGUGCUCUUCCCCCCGACCUUGGCAUGCCCCUGGACACCACGGAAGAGCAGCAAGCCACCGCCUCCAUCAUGCCGCCGGAACCCACCUACUUAGCGCCCAUUGAGGAAAACCAUUUCGGUUCGGGCAUGCCAGAGCAAGCCAGCGUGGACUGGGAUAACCCUCCUCCCAGGAACCCCGAGGCCGCUGUGCCUGCCAGCCUGAUGGGUAACCCAGCAGAGCACGCUGUCAGCUGGGCCGUGGGCUCAGAGCUUCUGAUGAAGUCUCCCCAGAGGUUUUCCGAGUCCCCCAAACCUCCGCUCUGUUCCCUAGAGCCCAUUCACCCUACACCAGUAGCCUUCAUUCCCACAGAUACUUCCUACCCCGUCUCUCCCAUAUCUUACCCUCUGACGGUGUCCGAACCGGGGCUGGACGAGGUCAAGGAGGAUGCUGAGGAAGCGGUUCCAGGAGAAAUGGCCAGUGCCGAAGAGCAGACUCCAUACAUGUCCCCUACUAGGUUAGACACCUUCUUCACUAACUGCAAACCUCUCCCAGAAGAAGCCCCUGAGAUACCUCCAGAGCCCCCUUGUAUGCCAGCAGAACCUCAGGCAGAAGUCGUCAGCGCCACAGAAAGCAGCUACUUGGAGAACAACGGCGCUGCGCCCGCGAGCACGGACGAGGCCGUGACGUGGCCCGAUCCCUUCACCAACACGGAAGAUGACCUGGACCUCGGCCCCUUCUCGCUGCCGGAGCUGCCGCUCCAACCCAAGGACGUGGCAGAGGCCGAGGUGACGGAGGCGGAGGCUCCGGAGGAAAGCGCGGCGGCGGCGGCUUCGGAGCCGAGCGCCGGGGUCCUGAAGGCGAGCGCAGCUGCCGUGGCAGCGGCAGAGGCGGAGGAGCCGCCGGGCAGCCAGGCAGCCGCUGCCCUGCCCGCGGAGACCGAGCCGCAGGCCGAGGAGCAGAAACCAGAAGCGGCCGCUCAAGAGGCCGCCUCGGAAGCGCCGAACGUGGCGGAGGAGAAGGGAGCGGAGGACGCGGAGGCGCAGCUUGUCCAGCAGGCCCCGUCCGAGCCCGCUCAGCCUGAGAGCAGAGAGGUGGAGGCCGUGCACGAAGAGCCGCCUGCUGCCGCGGCGGCCGAGAGCGGCCCCCAGAGCUGCCCACAGCCCGCGGCCGCCGAGGGCGGCGCUUCGCCAGACGGUGCCGCGGCGCGUGCCGGGACCCAGCCCGCGGCCUCCCAGGCCGACGCGCCCCCGGCCAACGCUCAGGCAGAAAUCGUCGAACCGGUACAAAAGCCAGUAGCAGAAGCUCCCAAACCGCCCAAAAUAGAAGAGAUUCCUCAGCGGAUUACCAGGAACCGGGCUCAGAUGCUGGCCAACCAAAACAAGCAGAACGCUGCCGCCUCUGAGAAGGAGUUUCCCGCGGCGCCGGCGCCCGCCACGCGUGCCAAGGGCCGCAUCACUGAGGAGGACGAUUCCCAGGCUCAGCACCCGCGCAAGCGCCGCUUCCAGCGCUCCAACCAGCAGCUGCAGCAGCAGAUCAACACGUCCACCCAGCAGACGAGGGAGAUGAUACAGCAAACCCUGGCAGCUAUCGUAGACGCCAUAAAACUGGACGACAUCGAACCUUACCACAGCGACAGGUCCAACCCCUACUUUGAGUACCUCCAGAUCAGGAAAAAGAUCGAAGAGAAGCGGAAAAUCCUCUGCUACAUCACCCCCCAGGCUCCGCAGUGCUACGCCGAAUACGUCACCUACACGGGCUCCUACCUGCUGGAUGGCAAGCCUCUGAGCAAGCUCCAUAUCCCAGUGAUCGCGCCGCCGCCGUCGCUCGCGGAGCCUCUGAAGGAGCUCUUCAAGCAGCAGGAAGCCGUCCGGGGGAAGCUGCGGCUCCAGCACAGCAUCGAGCGGGAGAAGCUGAUCGUCUCCUGCGAGCAGGAGAUCCUGAGAGUUCACUGUCGGGCAGCAAGGACUAUUGCCAACCAGGCUGUGCCCUUCAGUGCCUGCACCAUGCUGCUGGACUCCGAGGUCUAUAACAUGCCUCUAGAAAAUCAGGGAGAUGAAAACAAAUCGGUCAGGGACCGUUUCAACGCGCGACAGUUCAUUUCCUGGCUGCAGGACGUGGAUGACAAGUACGAUCGGAUGAAGACGUGCCUGCUCAUGCGACAGCAGCACGAAGCCGCCGCCUUGAACGCGGUGCAAAGGAUGGAGUGGCAGCUGAAGGUGCAGGAGCUGGACCCCGCGGGGCACAAAUCCCUCUGCGUGAACGAGGUGCCCUCGUUCUAUGUGCCAAUGGUCGACGUGAACGAUGACUUUGUGCUCUUGCCGGCAUGACAGUUCCAAACCAGGAGACAUCACUGAAAACUGGCAAGGACGGGAGCCCUCCGAGGUCGGGCGGUCGAGCUCACAUUCACCCUUACCGCUUGCUGAUGAAUCCCUGGUCAGAGGAGGAGGAAGCAGCUAUCGGCAGAGAAACAAAACAAUAAGAAAAAUAAAUACUUGCACUUUCUUCACGAGGCGUCCCUGGCUCCCGGCCCGACCGCAGCUCCCGGCCAGCGCGGCCGCCGCGCUUCCCCUGCCCAGGCGGGGAGGCAGCCAGCACCCGCCGGCCCAGAGACUGGCACAGGCGUGGAGGGAGGAGGCCAAGGACACCGAGUUGUGCGUGUUGCAGAAGCUGCUGAGCGGGGCCAGCAACCCACGUGAUUCAUGUACUUGUGAACACACCGUGAUUUCCAGCUCUGUUUCCCACCGGUCGCGGAUCUCCCCCGCCCCCACCCCCGGGGAGAAGCUGCAGUAGGAAAGCGUGGCGGGGUGGGCAGGGGAGGGCGGGAGGGG